Adineta ricciae is the source of this 2493-nucleotide messenger RNA. The record is from the annotation of a GenBank genome assembly. NCBI's taxonomy places the organism in Eukaryota, Metazoa, Rotifera, Eurotatoria, Adinetida, Adinetidae.
AUGACAAGCAACAAAGUUUUUGUUAUCUGGAUAACUCUAUACAGUUCUCUGAUCAAUGGUUCUCACUUUCGUGGUGGUACAAUAACAUGGCGUCCACUCAGCAAGACUCCAUUGGGUAACACAGUCACUAUUCAAAUACGUCAACGUUGGUCAUGGCGUCUGUCUGCUGUAGCUUGUAACCAGGCAGUUAUAGCACAACAAUAUCCUAUUGGGGAUGCCCAUUUUUUGUCUUGCACUUCUGGGAAUUGUAAUUUUUGGAGAGUGGCAGUGACAACACAAACAUAUUGCAUUGAUUUUAACACGGGCGUUGAUGUUAGUUACGGUGAAAAGUAUGAUAUGGUGUCUCUGCCUGUUGGUGUUCAGUUCAGUGUAGCUUUUUCUUCGUGCUGCUGGUUUGCGUCUCUCGUUGCUGGAGCGAACAGUCCAUGGAGCGUCGUUACACGAAUCAACACGAUUCGUAGACCAGAUGGAUAUAUUAAUUCAAGUCCUUCUGCUGCCGUUAUGCCAAUCGUUUACAAAGAAGUUGGUGUGAAACAUGUGUACGUUGUUCAAAUGACUGAUAAUGAUGGAAGCGACGUGUUAAAAUGUCGAUGGGCUAGCAAAAUAAAUAAUAUGAAUAGUUAUGACGAAUGUGGCGGCAUUUGUUUCGGUGUGCCUGGUGCAAUGCUUAUCGAAGAUAAUUGUACAAUCAUAUUUACACUUACAAAGAUUAGAAUCUAUGUCGCGGUUGCAUUACAAAUCGAAGAUUAUUAUGAUAAAACAUCGACAAUACCCAUGAGUUCGACCCCUGUUCAAUUUCUUUUUUACAGUUAUCAACCUGCAAGUACGUGCACUACUCCACCGAAGGUGUAUAGUGGACGAUCGAACUAUGAUUGUGUUAGUACAUCAGUUGGUAGGAUGGUCAUUGAAGAUAUUCUUGUCAGUGUCGGUUGUGUUAACAAAACAAUCAUUGAUUUUAUUACAAGUAUUCCGGCCGGAAUGACAAAGGGUCCUAUUCGAAACCGAACUGCUAGCGUUUAUGCGAUUACUCUUUCUUGGACUCCUACUGGUAACCAACGUGGGCCUCAAGUCUGUUGCAUCGUAGCUGUGGAUAACACACAUAUUCAAUCUAAUCAACUUUGUAUCACAUAUCUAGUCGAUCCCGACGCACCACAGUUCGUUGGAAGCUCGGCAUGGCCCGUUGGCACUAUUUAUGAAAAUCAAACAAUCUUUUCGAUCGAAAGCACAAAACCAAUUAGACGUCCAUCGUGGGUUCGAAGUAGUGCUAUUCGCUUCUAUGACGCCCAAUCUAACUCACUUGUCAAGUCAUUUGAUUGCGUGACAUCAUCACAAGUAGCAUACUCAGAUACGAAAAUCACCAUUGAUUUCCAAACAGCACCAUGGACUCGCGGUCAUUCGUACUACGUGACGUUAGAUGAAGGUGUUGCAAUUAUGGCUGGGGCUAGCUCUUGCUUACCUCCAUCCGCACCAAUCACCAGCAGCAAUUUUUGGACAUUUCAUAUUUGGGAUCCAUCCGUUACCGAGGAGCCAAUGGAAAACAAUACUUCAACAACAGAUCUAAGUACAGUACAUAAAGAUGAUGCAAUUGCAACGACGGAUGCGAUGAAAACUUUAGCACCAUUGUCUUGUCACAGUCAUCAUAUAGCACUAGACCCGCAAGGAUCGUCUCUGACCAAUCCAUUGGAUUAUCUGUAUAACGAAGAUAUCUAUAUCGAUUCCAACGUUACACUACAGUGCAACAUAAACGUAAGAACAACAUCAAAAUGGACAAUCAUUAGUCAUUCAUCAAAUCAACUGGAACAAAUGUCACUUAUAUUUUCAUUCGAAUUAUCAACCAAACAACUUCUUAUUCCAGCCUUUUCGCUGUAUAAUGGAAUUUACGAAUUGAAAUUCAUAUUGACCGUCAUUGAUGUUCGAACGUGGAUUUCAUCAUCUUCCGCCUAUAUUCGAAUUUCUCGAGCCGAUCUCGUCACAAAUCUUGUCUCGACGACUGCAACAAAUGUUACACACAAUUAUGAGAAAGCAUUAGAAUUGAAUCCAGGAAAAUAUUCUAUCGAUCUCAAAGCAAUAGAAUUUCAUCCAAAGGAUUGGAAUUUCACGUAUUAUUGCCGGAUCUAUUCAAAAUUUGCUCGGCCACAAUAUCAAUCAUUCGAAGAUCGAAAUAAUGCUUGUUUUUCUUUGAAUCCUCUCAACUUUUUAAAAUAUAAUGACACAUUCCAUACCGCGGUCACAAUCUUACCUAGAACACUGGUAUUACACCAAUCCUAUCAGUUUAUGGUUCGAAUGACGCAUCGUGAGAAUUCAUCACUUCAAUCUGUCGGAUAUGCAAUCAUCCAUAUCGAACGAAUUCAGUCACCCAUCGUUAUUAUAAGUUGUGUGGUCUCGACCGUGUGUUCAUUGAAUCUACAGUACUAUUAUGUUAAUCCAAGUACGCAAUUAGCACUCUGGUCAUUUGCUAGCGAUAAUCAAACGUUAAUCACGAGUAUCGAAUGA